Molecule: messenger RNA, 5036 nt
Organism: Dromiciops gliroides (monito del monte)
Lineage: Eukaryota; Metazoa; Chordata; Mammalia; Microbiotheria; Microbiotheriidae
Gene: LRRFIP1
Product: LRR binding FLII interacting protein 1
Exons: 21
Coding region: 504-3632 (1042 amino acids)
Biological process (GO): regulation of transcription by RNA polymerase II
Molecular function (GO): DNA-binding transcription factor activity, RNA polymerase II-specific; RNA polymerase II cis-regulatory region sequence-specific DNA binding
Source: RefSeq, a predicted model, not a curated record
CAACGGAAAGUUACUUGGGACUGGCCCGAGCGGGGAGCCGGCGGCAGAGUUUAGAGCGAGCCUUUGGGGGACACAGGCGGUGGGAUCCCCAGCAGGCGGGAUCCCCAGCAGGCAGGCACUGCGGCGUUGGGGUCGGGGACCUCAGGGAUCACCUGAAUUGGGUUCACUUCCUGGCCACACCCCAGGUGAUCGGCCUCUGGCUACGACUGAGCCCAGCUCCUGGUCUUGGGGCUGCCAGGAAAACAUGGAAGCCUCAUCGCAGUGAAGACAGGUUGGAUUUUUCCCUUCUGCCAAGUAGCGAGGCUUUUCCCCUUGGUUUUCAUGUCGCGGACCCCGAGCCCCUGCGGUCAGCUCCCCUGAGAUGGACUUGGAUGAAUGAGAAGAGCCGGGCUCCAGAAACUGCCCACUGCCCACUGCCCUCUGUCCCUGCUCCUGCUGCUGCCGCUGCAGCUGCCUGAGGUGACGCUUGGACUUGGGAAGAUCUGUUACCGGAAUCCUCAGCCAUGCAAAAGAAAGAAAUAGACUGUUUGAGUCCCGAAGCUCAGAAACUGGCUGAAGCCCGGCUUGCGGCCAAGAGAGCGGCCCGAGCUGAGGCUCGAGAGAUCCGCAUGAAGGAGCUGGAGAGACAACAGAAGGAGAUCUAUCAGGUUCAAAAGAAAUAUUAUGGGCUGGAUACAAAAUGGGGUGACAUCGAGCAAUGGAUGGAAGAGAGCGAGCGAUACUCUCAUAGAUUCCGAAGAAAUCCAUCGGCUUCUGAUGAAGAUGAGCGCAUGUCUGUGGGUAGUCGCGGAAGCCUGAGGUCCCAGGCAGAACUGGACUAUGCUGGCGCCUACCCUGUGCAGACAAAUGGUUACGAUGGAGACCUGUACGGAUCCUCAUCCCUGAACAGAAAAUCUAGCAGGAGUUCCAGAUCCAGCAAGGAAAGCAAACCGUCCAGCAGGCUGUCAUCCAGGGAGGAGAAGUUGGGCUCCUACUACUCCGACCUUGGGCUUUCCUGCAACAGCCUUCCCUCCAGACCCCUGUCGGCUUCCCAAAAUGGAGCUCGGGCAUCUCUGUACGAUGAGAGCAUAUACGGUGGCAGUCGACGAUAUAGCACCUCCAAUUCGCAUCCCCCCUCUGAGUACAGCGGCUACCUGGGCUCCGGAUCGCGGGCGUCCUCCAGAGCCAGCUCGGCUCGUGCAAGUCCAGUGGUUGAAGAGAGGCCAGAAAAGGACUUUGCUGAGAAGGGAUCCCGUAACAUGCCCAGCUUAUCAGCAGCCACGUUGGCCUCUCUGGGCGGAACCUCCUCUCGGAGGGGCAGUGGAGACACCUCCAUCUCUGUGGACACCGAGGCCUCCAUGAGGGAAAUCAAGGAGAUCAAUGAGUUAAAGGACCAGAUUCAGGAUGUAGAAGGCAAAUAUAUGCAGGGCCUGAAAGAAAUGAAGGAUUCCCUUGCUGAGGUCGAGGAGAAAUACAAGAAGGCCAUGGUUUCUAAUGCUCAAUUAGACAAUGAAAAGAUGAACUUCAUGUACCAGGUUGACACCCUAAAGGAUGCACUGUUAGAACUGGAAGAACAGUUGGCUGAGUCUCGAAGACAAUAUGAAGAAAAAAACAAAGAGUUCGAAAGGCAGAAACAUGCCCACAGUGUGUUGCAAUUUCAGUUUGCUGAAGCCAAAGAGGCCUUAAAACAACGAGAGGAGAUGCUCGCAGAAAUCCGGCAACUGCAGCAGAAACAAGAAAGUUAUAUCAGGGAUGUUUCUGAUCUUCAGGAAACAAUAGAAUGGAAAGACAAAAAGAUAGGGGCGUUAGAGAGGCAGAAAGAGUACUUUGAUUCCAUCCGGAGUGAACGGGAUGACCUUCGUGCUGAAGCGAUCCUGCUGAAGGAGGAGCUGAAGAAACAUGGAAUAAUACUGAAUUCUGAAAUCACUACCAAUGGAGAGCCUCUAGAUAAUCUAAGUCACAUGAGCCACCUGGGAUCUCCCAAGCUGUCACAAGAGGAAACAAAUACCCUCAAGUCAUCCAGCGAUGGGACACUUGGAAGAGCCAGUGAAGUGGAGGUGGCGAGUGAGAAUGUGGACAAAGUGGGGCAAAGCGCGGUCUUGCAGAAUCCUGAGCGUGAACAGCCCCAGGCGGAUUCCGCCAAGGCAGGUGUGGACACCAAGGCCUUACCUCCUGAUGGGAAUGCUGAGGCAGAAACCCCCCCGCAGGACCAUGCCAUGGUGCCUGAAACAUUAGCCAAGGAUCCAACCCAUGUGCUAGAGACUCAUUCUGUCCCCGAAAAUACCAACGAGCUGGUGGAACCCAAUGGGGGUGGAGACAGACAGGGGGCUAGCACAGAAUCCAUUUACCACGAUGAUUUAAAUAGUAAUGUUGAUCAGAAUCAGGAAACUGCAGGGAGCACUCACUUUCCCAGUGUUGUGAUUAGCCAGGAUGAGGACAGUUCUUUAGAUGAUCAAAAUGAAAAGAAAGAAUUCGUAGAAAAGCAGAAAGAGGGAAAAUCAGAGGAAGAGGGUAGCAGGAAAUUAGCUCAGGAAACUGAUCAUUUGGGGACACCAGAUACUGAAAGAAUAGGCACAGAGAUCGAGGAACUAAGUGAGACUCAUUCAGAAAACUUGCUUGAAGGGACCGAAGCCAAAGACAGGACCGUGGUAGAUUCAAAAGCAGCCAGCAAAGGGGCUAAAGAUGGAGCAGUUAGUGGGGAUGAAAAAUGUACAGAUCUCACAAAAGGGGAACAAAACAAGGAGAAGGAAAAUGGGUUCAUAAAGGAGGAGCCGCACCAGACAAUUCCAUCUUCUCCUCAAAUCAAGAGCAGUCAGCCAGAAAAAAUAGACAGGAAGGUCAGGACUGGUGAAAAUGAAUGCUCCGAUCGGAAGGUGCCCACAGCAGAAAGAGAUGACCAGAAAAGGCAAAUGUGUGACUCCUCACCCAGAAAGUCCAAGAACAAGAAGAAGAAAAACAGGAAGAAAAAAUCACCCCCUGUCGACUCUCCCGAAGAUGUUAAGAAAGAGUUGGUCUUCCAAAACACAGAGGAAGAGGAGGAGGAAGAGGAAGUAAAAUUGGAGGCCGAGAGUCAAGCCCAAGAUGCCCUUGGCGAGGCGAUCCAAGAGGAGAAGCCAGAAACGGGGACCGAUCUCGAUGAAUAUGUGGAUUGUCCAGAGGAAGCCAAAGCUGACUUAGAUGACGGACCAAAGAGGGAAGCCAAGAACCAUGAAAGGGGUGUAGCUGACGACAGCAAAGCAUCUGAGCUUGACAAUGAUGUAGGAGCCAGCAGCAAGGGAGAGUGCAGUCCCUCAGAGGUUGCAGGGGUUAGGAGCAUAGAAGAGUCCAUCCCAAGCGAUCGUCCUGCCAAGAAAGCAGCAGAGCAAAGCCAGAUGUCCAAACUGGAGAAUAAAAGAGCUUCAGGCAGUGAGCCUGAAAACAAAGAGGCGCCAUCUUCCCCUGAUCCUAGUCCUCCCACCGAGAUGACGGAGGAAACCUUCGAGCAGUCAGAUGAGCAGCCAGAGACAGCUGAGGAAGUGUUAGAGAGUAACAGCCUAGAUAGUCAUGAGGCUACAGACCCAGAAGACAGCAUCAAGGCAGAGAGCAAAGAGGACGCCCCAGGCAGGAGCAGUAAGGGGAAAGAUAAAAAUAAGGAAGAAUGCUCCAUGUCUUGAGACAUGAGCAAGAGGCUGACAGUAGCCGAAGUAGGGGGAAGACAGCUAGAAGGAAAACAUGCACUUUUCAGAAUAAGUCCCAUCAUACAUAGGAAAACUUGGGGGGUUUGGUCUUCUGAUGACAGCCCUAGAACCUAGGCCGGUCUGUACACACUCUGUGGCAAUCAGUGACCGCAUCAUUCCCUGCUCUCAAUCACAAAGAUCUUUGUAGAUGCCUAUUUCAUCUCUCUCAGGUUCAGUCAAUCUCUGUGUGUGUCACCUAGCUCUUUAAAGAGGGAGCUAUGAGCUCAGGUCGAACCAAAUAACUACUCUUCAUGUUCAUUGCUUUAGUUUAGUUUCCAGUUCAAAAUCCAGGCAGGCUCAAUGGCCUUCAUUUCUGUCCAAGCCCGUAGACACAUGUGGCUGUGAUUAACCAUGCAUGGCACCAUUUUGUUAUAAAGAUCAAACAACCCUCUCCCUGUAACCGAUUGAUUCCCACUUGGCUUGGUCUCUGAUUCCAAUGCCUUCUAUUUAUCAUCCCUAGUAUAUUUAUUUUAAUAGGUGCAUUGUGAAAGAUACCACAGAUGAUUUCAAGGCAAUAAGCUGCCACUUAAUAGUUAGGUCAUUGAGUGAGAAGAUUUGUGCCUUAUGGAAAUGAAAGUUCAUUUAGACAGUGAAGCUCUGAUGCCUUCAAUACCGAGAGGAGGGUCGAGGUCAGAUUACACCUGGAUCUGCCGAUUGAGUCACCCUGGAUCAAGCGUUGGGGGCCAUGUUACCAAUCAUUCCUUGAUAUAUAGAAAUAUUUUUGUUUAUUUGUUUGAGGAAAAAUGAUUUCAUUUUAUGUGCACAUUACCUAUCUGAUGUAUUUUAUAUACAAUGCCACUGAGAUAAAUGAGGUUUAUUUUUCCUUUUAAAAAAAGCUAUUUGUUUAAAUUCAUUUCCUAGUACUUUUACUUUCUAGCAAGAGCACACUUUUGGAACGAUAGCUUACCUUGGAAGUGCCCUUUAUCGUCUUGGCUAAUCCUUGUGGAGUGUCUAACCUUCAUUAACUAGUGCUAUACCCAAAGUUGUAACCAUCACUGCAGACUCCUAACUCCUAAUGAACAAGAGAAAUUGUAGACAAUUCAAUCACUUCUGACUGCCAUCUGUACUAUCUCCCCAGUCUGGCUGGUACGUUCUGAAUUUGGCCUGCACGUAGGCCCCUGUGUGUUUGCUGCAUAAUGAAAUGUUCUUUUUAACUGUUUUUGGAUAUUAAAAUCAAAGUGUAUUCUUACAUGAAUGUCAUUGUCAUUUAUUGGGAUAUGUUAUGUGGUUUUUGUCGCUGUUACAAAAUCGUUGACUGCAACCAGACCAAAGUUUUAUCAUCAUUUGAGGUGUAUAUGAUGAAUGUUGUAUAUAACUGAAAUAAAGGCAUUUUAUAAGUUU